AUGUUAAGACAAAACGUCCAGAAGCUUAACAAAAAAUACAUCGUUGCAAAUACAAUAAGAACUAUUUCCUCAAAAGGAUCUAAAUUACUUAAGCCAACGAUAGAAUCCUCCCUAACAGAUAUUGAAAGAGCCUCUUCUACUUCCUAUAGCAUUUUAGGAGGCUCUCAGAAUAACAUUCCUAGAUUCGAUACAGGUGCUAACUUUUUGUCAUCUGUAUUUGAAAAGUCAAAGCAAACCACCAUAGAAGCAAACUUCCAAACAUUUAACAAGUCUCAUGCCGCAGCGAAUCUGUCUAUGUCACAAGCUCGUGAUGUAAUGCAACUAUGGUCAUUACUGGAAGCUUGUUUAAAAUCUGAUUACUUCGACAGAGCUUUUUCUAUAUUAGAGUCGCUUUAUCAAAUAAAAUCUCACAGAUCAAGCUUUAUUGAUGACUACAAUAUGUAUUUGUUGGCAUUUGUUAGACACCAGGGUGGUUCCAUGGACUGUUACCGCAUGAGCGAUAAAGUUUUGAAAGAUAUAAGAGAUGUCUUCCCAAAUAUUAUGUUUAACGAUAGAACAGUGGCUAUCCUAAUGCAUCAUGCACUUUCCAACGUACGUACACCUCAGGAACACGUAACGACUAUUAAUCAGAUACAAAACUAUUUUAAGAUGAAAGUAGGCAACAGGAGAAAUGUACUUUCAAAUAUCGAUGUCUUGACAGUGGAAAACUUUAAAAGCCUGCUUUUAGAAUAUAAAUUAAUUAAUGAAGAUGAAGUCCCUGAUCUACUGAAACCUCUUGUGAUGGGUAACACAAUAACAGAAAAAACAAUUGAAAGUAAUCCAAGUGUCCAAGCAAUGGAAUUUAAGGAAGGUCAAAGUACAGAGAACCCUAAUAAUAAGAUUAUAGAACAAACUGAAAUCAAAACUGAUGAAGUUGCUAAAGACUCUAUUGUGGAGAAGGAUGCUGACGAACUCCUAGCGGUAGACACCAUAGGAAUGAGAACUGUAAGACAUGCUCUGAUGGGACUUUCAUUGACGGAAGAACAAAAGAAGAAACUUUCAGAGCUAGAUAAUUCAGUAAGCAAAAACAUCAUGAAUAUCGAUGAAAGCAAAUCAGUGGAUUUUUUUGAAAUAUACAAGACCUUGGAGAACGCAGAAGAUCAACAAAAAUUUGAUGAUUUAUUAAACACAUUCAACUUCAAAAGGCAAGAAAUGCUAGAAAGGAGAGCCACGGAGGCUGCGAAAGAAAGAUGGAAGUUUGAGUUUGAGGAGGCAAAGGCAAGAGGGGACAUUUCUAUAGAGAAGUCAUUGAAUAGUAGACUAUGGGAAUGGUAUAGUGCUAUGCUGCCUUUAGUAAAGAAAGAAGCCAAAAAAUGCAUUGAGGAACUUAAUAAUUCCAAGUCUUCUUCAAGAAAAUUAUCAAGUAGAUCAGAGUAUGCACCAUAUUUUACUUUGGUUAACCCUGAAAAAAUGUGUGUGAUAACUAUCCUUGAAUUAUUGAAACUAAAUUCUACAGGCGGUGUCAUUGACGGUAUGAGAACUGCCAGGGCGGUUAUUUCUGUUUCCAAAGCUAUUGAACUCGAAUUCAGAUCUGAGCAACUUCUGAACAGUGAAAAUCAAACAUUCAAGGAUAUAAAUAAAAAAUCACAUGAGUUCAAAAGGUACGUCCAAUCAGCUAAGCGAACCUUCAGAUCUAUGGAAAUUGAAAAAUCCCGAAUCAUAUGGCCUCAAACUGUAAGAGCAAAGAUAGGUUCUACACUUAUUUCUUUCUUAAUACAUGUCGCAAAGGUCAGUGUUGAAGGUACAGACCCUGUAACUAAAGAAAAAGUGUAUGGUGACGCACCUGCUUUUGCACACACGUAUGUAUACCACAAUGGUUCUAAACUUGGCAUAAUCAAAAUCCACAAAGCCUUAAUCAAUAGACUAAAUGGUGAAAGAUUAUUAGCAUCAGUACAACCCCAACUUCUACCAAUGCUUGUAAAACCUCGCCCAUGGAAGGGUUGGAAAUCAGGGGGAUAUCUAUACACACAAUCAAUUUUAGUGAGAUCGCGUGACUCUCCAGAACAACUAGCAUAUCUACAAGCAGUCUCAGAUUCCGGCGCAAUUGAUAAAAUUUAUGAUGGUUUAAACGUGCUGGGUGAAACUGCUUGGACUGUGAAUCGCAAGGUCUUUGAUGUUGUCUCUAAGGUAUGGAAUGAGGGUACUAACUUUCUAGAAAUCCCUGGUAUUCAAGAUGAACUAAAGCUAUUACCUCCUCCUCCACGUAGUUCAGACCCAACCGUUAUCAGAGAAUGGAAACUAAAGAACAAGGAGCUGGCAAAUAAGUACUCAUCAGAUAAGUCUGUGCGGUGUGAUUUGAAUUACAAGCUUGAAAUAGCCAGAGCAUUUUUAGGCGAAAAAUUUUAUUUCCCUCAUAACUUGGAUUUUAGAGGACGUGCAUAUCCACUAUCUCCCCAUUUCAACCAUCUAGGGAAUGAUUUAAGUAGAAGCUUAUUGAUAUUUUGGAAAGGCAAAAGACUUGGUCCUGAUGGAUUGAACUGGCUGAAGGUUCACCUAUCUAACUUGUUUGGUGUUGAUAAAGUGCCACUUGAGGAUAGAGUUAAAUUUACUGAAUGUCAUAUAGAGGAUAUAAAGGAUUCUGCAGAAAAUCCUUUAAAUGGUAAGGGCUGGUGGAAGACCGCUGAUAAGCCAUGGCAAGCUCUUGCUACUUGUAUGGAAUUGAACGAGGCAUUGAAACUAGAUAAUCCAGAAGAUUAUAUUUCUCAUCAACCGGUUCACCAGGAUGGUACUUGCAAUGGGUUACAACACUACUCGGCUUUAGGAGGUGAUGUAGAAGGUGCUACUCAAGUAAAUCUAGUACCCUCUGAGAAACCUCAAGAUGUGUAUUCUUUUGUUGCAAAACUAGUAGAGGCUCGGCUUGAGAAAGCAGCUGCAAAAGGAGAUGAAAAAGCACUAAUCUUGAAAGGUAAAGUUAGUAGAAAAGUUGUUAAACAAACUGUGAUGACUAAUGUAUAUGGUGUCACUUAUGUUGGAGCUACCUUUCAAAUUGCCAAACAACUUACCGCUAUUUUUGAUGACAGAGCAUAUUCAUUAGAGCUUUCAAAAUACCUUGCUAAACAUGUUUUUGCUGCGGUGAGGGAACUGUUUGAAGGAGCUCACUUAAUUCAAGAUUGGCUAGGAGAAUGUGCUAAGAGGAUAUCGAAGUCUAUCAGAUUAGAUGUUGAUGAAAAGUCAUUCAAGAACGGUGAUAAACCUGACUACAUGUCAUCUAUUAUCUGGACUACUCCUUUAGGUCUGCCAAUUGUACAACCAUAUAGAGAUGCAGGCAAAAAGCAAGUUAUCACCAACCUACAGUCAGUCUUUAUCAGCGACCCUUUUGCUAUUAACCCUAUAAAUUCUAGAAGACAAAAAGCGGGCUUUCCACCAAAUUUUAUCCAUUCAUUAGAUGCAUCACAUAUGCUACUCUCUGCUGCUGGCUGUAGAGAUAAUGGCUUAGAUUUUGCAUCUGUUCAUGAUUCAUACUGGACUCACGCCUCAGAUGUUGAUAAAAUGAAUGUAGUAAUCCGUGAUAAGUUCAUUGAGUUACACGAGGUAGAUUUAAUUCAAAGACUAAAAGAAGAGUUCGAUGAACGUUAUAAAAACUACCUAAGGAUACUGAAAAUAAAAAAGAAUACACCCCUUGCUAAACAAAUUUUGGCAUUUAAGGCUAGGCUAAGCAAGACUUUAGGAAGAAAUGCUACUCUUGCAGAUGAAAUAUAUUUAGAAAAGAGAAGGGUAGAACUAAUAAAUUCAAGUGAUCCUGCUGAAGUUCAAGAAGGUAAGAAUAUUGAAACCACUAUCACAAUUCUUCAAAAUUCGGGCGAGAACUUGAGCGAGUAUGAAUGUUCCGGCUCUGAAGUACAAUCUCUGACUGUAAUCUCACCAUUAAUACUGCCAGAUAUUCCUCCAAAGGGUAAUUUUGAUGUCGAAGUUCUAAGAAAUAGCAAAUACUUCUUUUCUUAG
Molecule: messenger RNA, 3981 nt
Organism: Nakaseomyces glabratus
Lineage: Eukaryota; Fungi; Ascomycota; Saccharomycetes; Saccharomycetales; Saccharomycetaceae
Gene: RPO41
Product: DNA-directed RNA polymerase
Biological process (GO): mitochondrial transcription
Cellular component (GO): mitochondrial DNA-directed RNA polymerase complex
Molecular function (GO): DNA-directed RNA polymerase activity; mitochondrial promoter sequence-specific DNA binding
Source: RefSeq, a predicted model, not a curated record